CAUUGAAUCAGUCGAAUAUAUGCGAUAAUGAUCGAAUGAAGGGUUUCGCGCCACCCGAUUCGCCCGCUCACACGAUCGUCAACGAAAACGAAAUCAGCGUAUCUUCUGCUUUCUGUCCAACUAAGCGUUCUCUAAUCGUCUUUAGGCAGUCGAGCAAAUAAAACCAAAGUGAUUGAACGAAUUUAAUUUAAUUCAAAAGCAUAUCCUCAUAGUGUUGUUAAAAGUGUCCAUUUGAAUAUUCCGGAAUAUUUGUUGUGCUUGCCAUCAAUCCUGAUUCCUGGGACAGUGGGACAUAUUCGAACAGGUGUUUGUGCAGCGCAUUUUGAAUCUGAGACUUCCCAAUGGAGAAUUCACGCUUUGCAAAUUUAUUACAAAGUUGCGGUCUAGAAGAUUACAUCGAAAAAUUUACAGAUGAAGGUAUCGAUGAUACCAACUUUGAAUUGUUGCAUAAUGAAAACGAUACACUCAAAGAAAUUUUUCCAAAAAUUGGACCAAGAAUGGUUUUCAAAAAAAUGUUGAGUGAUCUGCGAUUAUCGAGUGGGCAGCACUGUCUAAUUGAUGUUAAUCAAACGGUUGAACUUGAUAUGCCAUCUAUAUCAAGUGCUUCAACCAUUUCCAAUAAUAAUCUAUUCAUAGAAGUUGAAGACGAUUUAAAAUCAUUGUUGGAGCAUCCGCAGAUCUCAAACAUAUCAGAAAGUCCUGCAUUGGAGAGAAUAGGGGAGGAUAUAAAAAUUACUUCCUUAUUCGCACCCCUAAACUUAGAACAAGUUUUGAGGAAAGAUUCAGAGGGCCGAAUGAUAUUGCUGUAUCACCGAAAAUUGGACAACAAUCUGCGUAAUAAAUUGGCCAAAAUUAUUAUAAACGAAAUAAUACAAAAAUUCUCCAGUAGCAACUUAAAAUCAGAGGUAUUUACCAGAGCAUCCCAAGAAAUUUCAAGGCUCUUCCCCAAUGAAGCACAGGAGGUUUAUUUUACGCCAUAUACCAAGUCUAGUUCCAAUCUGAGGAAACAAGCACCAAGGGGAAAACUCUGGUCGAGAUAUAUUCAUGUUAAAGCUGGCCUGAGAUUGGCCGAAAAAUUUUCAAAUAAUUAUAAAUCAGAAGAACAUGCAUCAUUAUUGACAGAACCUUCUGAAGAAGUUAUUUCAAGUUUGAAAUUAUUAGAAUCAGACGCAACUGAUUUCCCAAGAUUGUUGCUGGCGUGGAAAGCAACUUUCGAAGAGAGAAGGGAUUUCAUUCUUAAAGAAGAUAUACUGAAUAUACUUAUAAAGUAUCCAAUAUUGAGAACCCAGAACGGUAUUCAGUUGUUCGAAUCUGACUUCGAUAGACAAAACCCUGGAGAAAUAGACAUUGUAUACAAAGAAUGGCCUAAAGUAGCGGAAGCUAUUAUUGACGAGUGCAAAGAUAGGAAAAUUGAUAUUGGAUCCGAAUUACAUGAUAGAUCCACAAAAGCAUUACUGAAGCUGCCAUAUCUUUAUCCCAUGAUAACCUUGAGAAACCAAGGUAAAACCUGGAGACCAACAAGACUCGAGUGCCAGGAAAGUUUUUUUGUCAGUGUAGAGAAACUAGCAGAUCUGGAAAAUUUGGUUCUGUUAAAAAAAAAUAAAUUGGCGAAAUUAAAGAUUCCAUUUCAACCCUUCGGUGCAGUGAUUGAGGAAGAAUAUUUUGUUGUAUUUUUUGACACUUACUACAAACUCGAUUCGCCCAUCAGAUGUCUGGAGGCAUUAUAUAAACUCUUCCAUGCUCUAAAUUUAGAAUAUCCUUUGGAAGGUAAGCACAUAUGGGAGACCAUUCAAGAGUUAGUAUUCAGAACAUCAUGUUUGAGAAAGACUAGCGCAGCAGCUGCAGUCAUAUCUGAUUUAAAAUUCCAUUUAGAGAAAUAA
Harmonia axyridis is the source of this 1880-nucleotide messenger RNA. RefSeq lists its product as uncharacterized. The transcript is spliced from 8 exons. Lineage: Eukaryota; Metazoa; Arthropoda; Insecta; Coleoptera; Coccinellidae. Bases 342 to 1880 code for a protein of 512 amino acids. The record is from RefSeq and is a predicted model, not a curated record.